AUUUAUUUAAGUCACGAGAGUAUUAUGAGGUCUUCCACAUAGUAGCAGCGCCAGCCAUGGAGAAAAACAAAACCUAAUUUACCAAACAUUUUUUCCUUUCCUUUCUUCAUUUCUAACAUUUUUCCUCUCUCUUCUCUCAAUUUCAAAUCCAGAUUCUCCUUCCUCUCUCUCUUCAUUCUCAAUUCACUGCAAUGUACUCAAUUUCAUCACUCAUCCACUACUACGCCUGAGGAUAUUCCUAACAUGAAGGACUCUUGGUUUUUCGACAAGAAUUUUAAUGGAUUGUCGGAUGAGAUUUUCGAUGAACUUCAUUUUUUCGAUUUUCCGUUAGAAGAUGUUGAAACUAAUCCCGUCGAAGAUGAUUGGAGUGCUCAAUUUCAAAGCAUUGAUGAGCCGUGCUUUGAUGCUUUUUCAGUGACACCAGUAGGAUUGUGUGGUAAAACCAAAAUUGAAAAUCCACAAUUUGGGAAUGGCUUCUCUGCUGCUCCUUGUAAUGAAAUGUCCUCAAUAAAAGAAGUGGCAGAGACUGCUGGACCAACAUAUGGAAACACUAUUCCCAACCAGGAUGCCGCUUUCUAUGAAAAGAAAGCCGUGCGUCAGUACAGCCCUGUUUCUGUUUUCGAAGGCAGUAGUGGUGCUUCCUCAGUUGAGAAUUCCACCUUUGACCUGCCCGUCGUCGUCCCAAUAAAGCGUGCUCGAAGUAAGCGCCGGCGUCCCUCAAAGUCAAACCCCGUAUUUUCAUUUUCUUUCAUACCUAUUUCACCGGCAUUGCAAAAAUAUUAUAAAACACCUGUGAAGAAACAGAGAAAAAAGGAGCUCUACGUGAUCUCAGGCGAUGCUGAGACGGGAUCUCAAGAGUCAGUUAUCUUCCGAAAAUGCACGCAUUGCGAGAUCACGAAGACUCCACAAUGGAGAGAGGGACCUAACGGCCCCAAAACGCUAUGCAAUGCUUGCGGUGUUCGGUACAGGUCUGGCCGCCUCUAUCCUGAAUACCGUCCAGCAAACAGCCCCACUUUCGUCGAAUCAAUUCACUCAAACUGUCACAAAAAGGUUCUCGAGAUGCGAGGCGGCGGUGUCAUCAAAGGAGGUGCUAGGAGCUGUUCUACAUCGCUGCCAUCAACUCUUCCCGGAAAUUCGGUAGGACAGCAUUAUCAUGGAACUUAUUGAAAAGACCAAACGGUAUACUAGUCUCAGACAUGAUUCUCCUCUGUCUAUUGUUAUAAUUUAGUCUCAUGUUAUAUUACUUAGCAUCAUUUGUUUAAUUAGUGUAAAUUGAUUGUUAAAAUAAAAAAGGUAGUAGUUGCAUCAGAUCAGUGAUUAGUGCUUUUGUUAGGCAUUGAGGAAACAAUGUGUUAAAAAGUUGAAGAAGUUGAGAAAGGUAUGUUAAUGUAGAGAUGUCUAAUUGGAUGGAUGACAUGACAUGGCAUGGCAUGGCAUGGAAGUGAGGUUAUAUAUAUGUAUGUAUGUAUGGUUGAAGUAGAGACAGGAAUCCUUUGCAUUACUUGCUGCAUGUGCUAUGAGGACAUGAAGUCAAAGGAUUAAUUAAAGGAAAGGACAAUGAUAUCACAUGUAUUGUAACAUGGCACAAAGAAAUUAUAGUGGAAAGCACAUGCAUUGCUAUUCCAUAGGCUGGAAAAAUGUCUUUCCAGAUUACAGACAGCUUCAACUUGGGUUUUGUUAUUUACCCUUUAUAAAACAGAUUAUUAGAAUUUGUUUUAGUUUGAACUAUAGUUUGUUUCAUAAGGAUAUUAUUAUCUGUAUUUUUGUUGUUCAUUUUAAUGUCUACUUUGUACUUUAUAUUUUAUACAUUUUAUAUAUUUUUGUUUUUGUUUUA
Messenger RNA from Lathyrus oleraceus (garden pea), 1834 nucleotides. Its product is annotated as GATA transcription factor 11. NCBI's taxonomy places the organism in Eukaryota, Viridiplantae, Streptophyta, Magnoliopsida, Fabales, Fabaceae. The record is from RefSeq and is a predicted model, not a curated record. Gene Ontology annotation, cellular component: nucleus. The transcript has 3 exons. The coding region runs from base 244 to 1167 and encodes 307 amino acids. Gene Ontology annotation, molecular function: sequence-specific DNA binding; zinc ion binding. Gene Ontology annotation, biological process: regulation of DNA-templated transcription; cell differentiation.